This is a messenger RNA of Maniola jurtina (meadow brown), 5927 nucleotides long. RefSeq names its product rho GTPase-activating protein 19-like (gene RhoGAP54D). Bases 366 to 2972 code for a protein of 868 amino acids. Gene Ontology annotation, molecular function: GTPase activator activity. Gene Ontology annotation, biological process: signal transduction; regulation of small GTPase mediated signal transduction. NCBI's taxonomy places the organism in Eukaryota, Metazoa, Arthropoda, Insecta, Lepidoptera, Nymphalidae. Gene Ontology annotation, cellular component: cytoplasm. The transcript has 10 exons. The record is from RefSeq and is a predicted model, not a curated record.
CAAUAUUUCCUAGGCUCAAAAAGCUAGAACCCAGAACCGUAAAACCAGUUAAAAAAAAUCCUGUAAGUACGGCUGUGUUUCUGAACGUGCGGAACCGUUAAUCUUUGUUUUGACUUUUGAAGUUUUGACAAAUUACUGAAUUUUUUUGAAACAGUGGAACUAGAAGACAAACUUUUUCCUAAAUAAUUAGUGAAAAACAAAGAUAAAAUAACUUAAACAUGUCAUAAUAAUUUAUAGUUUUCAAAUAAAAAACUUUAACAUUUAUUCUACCAAGUAGCAAAGUUCGAAGACUUCGAAAACUAUGGGAUACGAACAUUGCACGUUGUGAUACUCUAAUCAUCAGAUAGUGAUUAGGGAGUUUCGAAAUGACUUCUUCGGACUUAAAACUGAUAGAGAGGCUUAGAAAUGAGAAUUUAGAACAAUUUUUCACAUUAGUGCGAAUGCAUUUAUCAUUUGUUGUAGAUAUAAACACAGACGAUGUUGACUGUUCGACAGACAAACCAAAGCAAUUCAGAUGGAACUUCCAUAAGAGAGCCAAAACUCCCAGUUCUACUACUUGUCAGAAUGCUAACUAUCCAAAGAAAAGUGAAGAGGCAAACUCUAUUACUGAUGAUGGGGUACAAAGACUCUAUGAGCUGAUAGAUUUCCUAUCAAAACCUGACAAUGUGACACAAGAAGGAAUCUUCCGUCGAACUGGCUCGCUCAGUCGUCAGCAAGAGCUGCGUCAGUUGUUGCUCUCAGGCUCAAGCUUGGGUCUCACGGAGGGCAGGUUUUCUGUCCACGACUGUGCAUCUGUACUGAAGGGAUUUUUGGCCGAAUUGCCCCAACCAUUGCUGAUGGAUCAAUAUUAUCAAACUUACUGCACAUUGGCAGCACAAUACCCCCCACACGCCAAGUCGUCAGAGACUAAGUUGCUGACAGCACUACAGUUGCUGCUAUUACUCCUGGCUCCAUCGCACAGGAAGUUUCUGGAAAGACUGCUUGGCUUGCUGCGACUGGUGGCAGACAACGAAGCGAGCAAUCGCAUGUCGCCCGACACUCUGGCGACUAUGUUCACACCGCAUUUGCUGUGCCCGAGAAAGCUAUCACCAGAAACAUUUCACGCGGACUCGAUAGCUCUCGCGCCAGUCAUAAGCUUCAUGAUACGUCACUGCACAGUUCUGUUCGCUGCACCAACGCGCCUAGCGACCGACGCAGCCGCUUACUUCACAGUACGAGAGAGAAAACGCGCUAUGUCGCCCGACGUGGACUUGGAUGAAAGUAUCACUGACAGGACGGCGGCGAACACAGUGUAUACGUUUGUAGACAGACGUCGAACGUGCGCGGAGAACGCACGCAACCCAACCGACACGGCGCUAGCGCAGUUGUACGCACACAUACAAGCGCUGCCCGACUCCGCGCACAAGCGACGCCUCGUCAAACACUUCAACCGACAGAACGGAUACGGAACUCCAAUACAAAUCCAGCGUACAGGCAAAGUGGCCGGCUCUAGAAGUUUCGGUGACUCCAUCAAAAGGCACAUCUUCAACAAGGGUCUAUUGAACAAGACACCCAAAAAAGGCUCUGGGUCCACUAUCAAUACAAUUGAAGAGAAGUCCAAAGGCAAAAAAUACAUGGAUGAUAACAAGGUUGACGUAUCACAUAAGAACAUAGUACUAAAGAAUUUAGCGAAUAAAAUAGUCAGUUCGGAGUCCCUUGACGACGAUUACGAUUCUGACUGUAGCCACGAAAGUACGCUUUCGGACGGGGCUUUGAAUAGAUCCAGGAAAAGAAGUCCUAAAUUCGUUUCCGAACCGAAUUUGAGCGUGCUAGAUACUAAUGAGGAAACCCCAAAGAACAACAGAAAACGUUCGAGAUUAUUCCGUUCGAAAAUAACAACGCAACACAUAAACAAGAAGUAUCAGAAAAGAUCGACGGCUAUACGUGGAACGCCGUCGUCUUGCGUUUCUUGUUUCGACGACCAAGAUUCGGAGAACGAAUCGCUAAAGGAAAAGAGCUUGGAAGUCACGCCAACGAAAUCUAAGCCUUGCGCUGAAGACAUAGAGUUCAAAAUGCAUUACCUGACAAGUACGCCAGGGUUUAGUGAGGAGGCUUUCGACGAGGAUUGUAGUACCCCAUACACGAUUAACUUUCGUAGAGCCUCGAUGUCGCCCAUAACGAAAUCCACGCAGAAGUUGUCUAAAGCGAUGCAGGAAUCAAUAAUGACUCCCAGGUCACGUAAACCGUUGAUAAUAACAUCGGAGCAAAGAGACUGUAUGCCCGAGAGCGCCGAAGUUAAGGACGAAUCGGUCAAAUCCGACAUUUACCGGUCGAUGUCUCCGAAAAACGACAGCGAUUUUGUAUCUUCCGACGAUGAUAUGAUUUCGAGGUCAUCUCUGUCUUGUGAGAGAUCAAAUCAUUCAGCCAGCACAUCCCAUCAAGUAAAGACGCGUUUAGACGCUCGAACGCAAUCCGACAUAAGUCCACUCCGAUCAGAAACCAGCCGAUUCCUUACAAGCCAUAAUAAAUAUUGUGCUGACGAUCUAAACGCAACCUUAUGCGGUAGUGAUGAUGUGAACCUGAGACCAAAGAUAAAUUCAACCUGUGAAAUGACCAGUAUUUCUGAAAGGACAAAGUCUCUGACGGAACCUUUUAGAGACUAUUUAUUAAGUCGAUCAGUAUUAACAGCGACACCAGUCGAUUUAUCGAUACUAAACAAAUCGGAUGCUGACGAUAAAAUAUCGGAAUCCCUUAUGUAUUGUUUAGACGGUAAUGUCCCAUCCGAUUUGACGUCGUCGAUUGGCAAUUUGGCCGUGGAUUCGAUAUCGGAUGGUGUGAGGUCGCCAUUAUUGAAUAUAAAUAAUGUAAAUAUAGAAUUAAGUCCGCAUAGAAAGCGGUGCGCGAUUCCUUCAAAUGCCGAUACAAAUAGUAAAAGAGUUAACAUUGAAAAGGAGAAUGUAAAUAAUUUCGAGUUGCGCGAAACUGAUCUCUAAUUAUCAUACGUAUUACGUACGGGCGAAUUAAGAAACGUGUCUUAAUAUUUAAAGUGUCAUAAAGGAUCUAAGAGUAUCUUAAAUAUUAAGUGAGCGAUUUUUGCUUUUGUCUAUACAGAAAAUGUCAAAAAACAAAGGCCAUCUUAUCAACUGCAUGCAGUUUGAGCUGUGAAACACUGGCGUUAAAGUGAAAUAGACAUUAUGUGAUUUGUUUCAAAGUUCAAUUUCCUCUAUACAUCUACAAUCAGAACUCUAAGCAGAAGCCUUGCGAUGCUAAAAUUAGUGGUACUGAAUUUUCGAUUUUAAAUCAAAGAAAUUUAGGUCCAAUUUACUCUGAGCUAUUGUGUUUCAAUGCUCAAAUUGUAUCAGUGUUGCAUUGAUCAGAUGUUAAAUCUUAUACAAAGCCUAUAGAGCUUUAUAAUACAUACUAAGCCAAUACUGAGAAGUAUUUUAUAAGAAAAUCUUAAGUUUAUGUUAUUUUAAUUUAUUUCUGUUUAUUUUUCUCUAUAUAGAAAAUGCCUCUUAAUAUUUAAGAAGUUCUUAAGCACUGUAUACAACACUUUUAAAAUUCUUACUUUUCAUUGUUCGGUCAUGUUUUUUAUUCGUGCUUGAUUUAUGUAUUUUAACAUGUGUAGUAAUAAAAAUUUAUACAAUACUUAUACAUGGCUUGUACCAACGAUCUCUAUGUAUUAUGCACUAGAUUGGCCAUUCAAAAUAAGAAUUUUUUGGUGUUUGUAGCCUUUGCUUAUAACCCAAAAGAAUAUGAAUAUACAUUUUUUUGCGGAUUGGCCGAAAAGUUUCCUUUAAUGCGGUUUCCUCAUGCAGCGAUUUCUGCUUCUGCUUUAUUCUAUAUCUGUAUAUCUGUUAGCUUUUCCGCAAUGUCGGGCUGCGGGUCAGCCAACCCGAGCCCACGCCCGUUAAACGCAACUCUAACGGAGCGCACAAUCCUUGGCCUGGCCAGAGUGAUAUGGUGUUCUAUUUUUAUAGAGGUGAGGUAUGCAUGGUGGUAAUGCUUAUCUGCCAAUUUUGUCUAGUUUGCAGAGUUCAAGUUUAUAACUCUGGAUCGUGCUGCGAAUACCCAGAAAACCAAUCCUAGACCCUUUACAAAAAGCGACAGUUUGCGGAUUGGCCGAAAAAUUUCCUUUAAUGCGGUUCCCUCAUGCAGCGAUUUCUGCUUCUGCCUUAUUCUAUAUCUGUAUAUCAGUAUAUCUGUUAGCUUUUCCGCAAUGUCGGGCUGCGGGUUAGCCAACCCGGGGUGGUCAAAAAGUCGUGGAUCAAACGCAAUAGGGAAAUAGAGGAGUAAUGUGGUACCCAGAGCCUCAAUAGAACGUUUGUAGUGUUGAUAAUUUAUCUAGUAAUGACACAACAUCGUCUGUUUUAUUGUAUUUUUUUUAUUCGGUAUUUUGUUAAAAAAAAACAAAAAUAUUCAUAACUUAUAUGGAUGGCCAUAAUGUAGGAUUAUUUUUUUUGUUGGAAAUGACCUCCUCUAUCUCCCUAUUGCGUUUGAUCCACGACUUUUUGACCACCCUGUAUAAGCCAUUCCGAAGCAUCGGUAGAUGCAUUUGACGAUUCAAAAGUACUUGUAAAACUUUAAUUGAAUCAAAAAUAUUUUUAUUCUGUUCUUAAUCACUAUGCAUUUUCUUGUAACUUGAUGGUCAGUGUCAUGUUUGGUUUAACACACUGAAUUGGGCAAAUAUAAUACGCGACAGGUUGACAUGACCCGCACAGCGCCCGCGCUAACCCGAUACGGGCGAGCACGGGUGACGUGUGGAUGUGCGCCAGUCUAGCGUACUUGUAUUAGUAGAGGUCAGUGGGUUUAACAUCUUUGUAGGACACGAUUAUUGUUUGGAAUAGCUGUUCUAUAUGUAUUAUGUAUAUUUAUAUAUUCAAUGGUUUAUACACGUCGAAUGACCGCAAAGUCCGACGCUUACCUACAGAACGGAGUGGAGCUAAAACACUGCGUCUUCAUUUAUUACAACUCAGCUCUAUUAACUUUGUCAUACGGUUGAAAUUUGUAUAACUAAAAUAAAACACGGACGGCACUCAAGCUGUGAUCUAUAAAGCGUACUAAAACUUUGAUCCGACUUUUUAAGUAGAGUUAAAAGAUAUCAAUCUAUCUAUUUUAACUGUACCUCAAGUCUGAGCAAAGUCAAAGUAUGAAGUAACUAUACAAGGUGUUUCUUAUUAUCCCUAACAUCCUGGCAAGCUGAGAAGUUAAGACUCAUGUGUAGAUGGACCUAAAAAAUUUGAGGCUCGCAGCAGCCGUAGCGUGAUAUCGGUGGGAAAGUUUAAAACUCCAAUAUAAUCUAAUAAGCCUGCAAACAGCUGAAUGCGGAAAUGUAAACAAAUUCUGAGUACUCGAAAUACCAUUUUAACGUUUGUCAAGUAGCAGCAAGAUCUAUGGCACUAACUAUUUGGUGCUAUAUGGCUCAUUUGUGCGCAAUAGAUCAACUUUAAAGAGCACGCUAUGCCAUUGUGAAUAAAGCUUAGUUUUAGUUGUUAUUAAAAAAAGAUUGGCUUGGUUGUCCUCCACUCUGCAGGUGUACACUGCACUUGAAGUCCAUAAGCCAUAAGCAGUAGGUAUAUAACUUUUUGUUUUGUGCCUUCUCACUAACUAAAAUGGCCAAAAAUACGCGUUACCCAGCUAAAAAGGUGCGUUUCACAUUCCCGUUCGCUCACAAUUUGCGAUUUCCAUUCUACACAUCCGUGAAGAAGCUUCGCUUCACAAGACAGGGGGAAGUGUAUAAGCGAUGCAGAAGGGUCCAUAUGGGUCCAUUAAUAAUUGUAUUUGCGCAUGAGUAUGCCCGCAUAUUAUGCGAAUAGGUAUGCAUAAUAAUAUUAUGAUAUACCAUAGAUUCUUUAUAAAUUAUGUUUUAGGUAACUAAUCAUCUGAUUCUGAUGGUGCCUGUAUAUUAUUAUUAUUAUUUUAAUUAUAAAUAAAAGUAUUACAAUGAA